AUGAAAAGUGGUUUAAGCGUUACAUCGGCAAUAGUAACCAUGGUAACAUCGAUGAUGGGAACAGGGAUUAACUAUAUGCCAUAUGCAUUUAAAAGUGUUGGAUACAUCAGGGGGAUUCUUCUGAUAAAUAGCGUUGGUAUACUGACAUUUUUUUCUCUAUAUGCAAUUUCGAUUGCAGCAAAUAGGUCUAAGGAUCCAAAUCCAACUUAUUCGUCACUGUCAACACGUAUCUCAAAAUACCUCAAGGUUUUGGUUGAUAUGUCUAUAUUUAGUUCAUGCUUUGGCGUGAACAUUGUCUUCUACAGAUAUCUUACAGAGCUCAUUAUGAUGAUGCUUCCGGUGGACACGUAUGUCGAGCAUGAGGUUGGGAGAAAGAUAAUCAUUGGUGUUCUUGCCAUUCCUUUUCUUCUUUUGUCUCUAAAAAAGGAUUUGUCUAGCCUUAAAGUGACAUCCUAUAUAACUGUUGCCUCAGUGACAUAUCUUGCAGUUCUGAUGGGCGGAUACUGCUUAUUUAUCGGGGGAAAGUGUGCAGAGGAGCCUAUCCAGAGAUUUGGGUCUAAUUUCUCAAAAGGCAUCUCCUGCUUUAUGCUUGCAUUGUCGUGCCAGGCCAACAUGGUUAAGACAUAUACGGAGUUGGAGCACAAGUCGCCUGGGAGCAUCAUCAAGGUUGCAAUGGGAGCUUCAUUUUUUGGAACUCUUAUCUAUGGAAGUGUUGGGCUCUGUGGAUAUAUUGUAUUUGGGCACUCCAUAAGAAGCUCGAUAAUUGAUAUAUUGGUAGAUCCCAAGUCCAACAUCAAUGCAUACCUUAUGAACAACACUAUUGAUAAGUAUGCUUUGUCUUCAAGGAUAGCUUGUGUUGGGGCAAUGCUUGUCCUAUUUGGGGCGUUUCCCGUGCAGAUGAAUCCAUUGGUUGGAAUACCUCUUAGUUACUUUGUAAGAGAGGGGCGUGAUGCGAGUGCAACAAGAAAAAAGGUAGUGUUCAUACUGAUGCUCAUGUUCCUGUCUCUUGGGAUGAUUGAAAAGCUCAACAUUGAUACUAUAUUGCAAAUGGUGGGUGCCACCGCCGUCAAUUUGGUAUCUUUCACCUAUCCUUCCAUCUACUAUUUAUAUUUCGGAAAGAGGAUGGACCUUAUGUCCGUUCUGUCUGUGGCUGUGUGUAUUGGUAGUAUACUAUCGAUGGUUUAUAUGUCAUAUAACAUAAUAUGUUCACAAUGA
This is a messenger RNA of Encephalitozoon hellem ATCC 50504, 1215 nucleotides long. RefSeq names its product amino acid permease. Gene Ontology annotation, biological process: amino acid transmembrane transport. Gene Ontology annotation, molecular function: amino acid transmembrane transporter activity. The transcript has a single exon. The record is from RefSeq and is a predicted model, not a curated record. The coding region runs from base 1 to 1215 and encodes 404 amino acids. NCBI's taxonomy places the organism in Eukaryota, Fungi, Microsporidia, Unikaryonidae.